UGACAGCCCUGCCAUCCGGCUGAAUAUCCGCUCAGCCAGCAUCUUGCUAUUUUCAAGCUGUGUACCCUUGAGAUGCAGCAGCAGUAGCAGCAAUCUGACAUAGACCAACAACAGCGUGUGAUGUGAGCAUCUGCGUAAGGAAAGGAUACAGAGCAUGCUCAGUGAUGCCAUUCUCCGGCCCCCAACCAGAUCCCUAAAGAGAUUGAUUGAACUUUGCACUUGCAAAUGCCACUGACUACAUUUAGCCUGUGAUUUCCUCUUCUGUAUAUAAAGGAGGGUAUCUUCCUGCAGGAGGAGGCAGUCAGUACUGUGCAGCCAUCACCUGUGCAAGGCAAUCAUGGAUGCCUGGGAUUUGUUAUCAUCGCCUAAUAGGAGACAUAUUUGCACCUCUCUUUAAAUGACCUUUGUUUGGGGAUGGGGGGAUGAUGCUGCUGAUGCUGCUGAUGCUGCUAAUGCAUGUAUCCUUGGACCUCUCUGCUGGGAAUGACACCCCCCAGUACUUGCGCUAAAGUUGUCGCGGUUGGCUUGUGCUGGAGCUUGCAAGCCAAGAUGGAUAGGAAAGAGGAAGCAAAUCUACAAUUCAAUCCAGGCUUUGCUUUAGUCGGGAUCGUUUCUGACUGCCACUGCCGAGCACAGUGAUCGAGCAGGCUGGCUAAUGAAGGCCUCCUGGAUCAGGCUUCUAAAAAGAGCCAAGGGAGGACGACUGAAGAAUUCUGACAUUUGUGGUUCGGCGGACUCCUACACCAGCCGUCCAUCCGAUUCUGAUGUCUCCUUGGAGGAAGACAGAGAGGCGGUGCGCAGGGAAGCAGAGCGGCAGGCCCAGACACAGUUGGAGAAAGCCAAGACCAAACCUGUUGCUUUCGCUGUACGGACAAAUGUUGGCUACAGUUCAGCUCACGACGAUGAGGUCCCGGUACAAGGAAUGGCCGUUUCCUUUGAGGCUAAAGAUUUUUUACACGUCAAAGAGAAAUUUAACAAUGACUGGUGGAUAGGCCGGUUGGUGAAAGAAGGCUGUGAAAUAGGAUUUAUUCCAAGUCCUGUGAAGCUCGAGAACAUGAGGUUACAGCAUGAACAAAAAGCAAAGCAGGGAAAAUUCUACACAAGUAAAAUCGGGGGCAAUUCCUCUUCCAGCUUGGGUGAUGUGGUACCUAGCUCUAGAAGAUCAACUCCACCAUCAUCUGCUAUAGACUUAGAUGCAACUGGCUUAGAAGCAGAAGAGCUUGAUAUCCCAGCCAACCACCGAUCCCCUAAACCCAGUGUAAACAGUGUAACAUCACCCCUCUCCAAAGAGAAAAGAAUGCCUUUUUUUAAGAAGACAGAGCACAUUCCUCCUUACGAUGUAGUGCCUUCUAUGAGACCUGUAGUUCUAGUGGGGCCUUCAUUAAAAGGAUAUGAGGUGACAGAUAUGAUGCAGAAAGCAUUAUUUGACUUCUUAAAACACAGAUUUGAAGGGAGAAUAUCCAUUACACGGGUCACUGCUGACAUCUCGCUUGCCAAACGCUCAGUAUUAAAUAAUCCUAGUAAACAUGCAAUUAUAGAGAGAUCCAAUACACGAUCAAGUUUAGCUGAAGUCCAGAGUGAAAUUGAACGGAUCUUUGAGUUAGCGAGGACGUUACAGCUUGUAGUUCUUGACGCCGAUACCAUCAACCAUCCAACGCAACUUAGUAAGACCUCCCUGGCCCCCAUCAUAGUUUAUGUAAAGAUUUCUUCUCCAAAGGUUUUACAAAGGUUAAUAAAAUCACGAGGAAAAUCUCAGGCAAAACAUCUAAACGUCCAAAUGGUAGCAGCUGACAAACUAGCACAGUGCCCUCCAGAAAUGUUUGAUGUUAUCCUGGAUGAGAAUCAGCUUGAAGAUGCCUGUGAACAUCUAGCAGAUUACCUAGAAGCUUACUGGAAGGCAACACACCCUCCAAGCAGCACCCCGCCCAAUGCACUUUUAUCUCGCACCCUUACUACUGCAACCCUUCCCGCCACCCCUCCCUCAGCUUCUAAUGCACAGCAGGUCUCCCAAGGAGAGCAAAAGAAUGAUCAUCCUCCUCCCGAACGACCUGGGGCCGUAGAAGAAGAGGCACCCGCCGAACCGCCAACGAGAAAGUCUCAACAUCGAUCUUCCACCUCUGCCCAGCACCACAACCACCGAAGUGGAGUUAGCAGAGGACUUUCUCGACAGGAGACCUUUGACGAGACGCAAGACAACAGAGACUCCGUAUAUCUAGAGCCAAAGGAUAAUUACUCUUCUGAACAUGCUGAUCCUCAGGAGUCCCACCGGGAUCACAACCACAGAGACGAAUCUCACGCAGUUAGCGAACACAGACACAAAGAACCUCGACACCGGACAAACGAGGACAGGGAUCAGGACCACAACGAAUGCAACAAACCCCGCAGCCGUCACAAAUCAAGGGAACGAUAUUGUGAAAAGGACGGAGAGGUUUCUAGGAAACGGAAUGAUAAUGAGUGGAAUCGGGAUGUUUACAUCCGCCAGUAACUUUUUGAACACCUUUUUAUAUGUGUUUUUUUUUUCUUUUCUGGUUCUAAAACCCCCAUGCAAAUGAUUUGAACCCAAAAUACAUUACAUCCUUGAUUCCUCUUCUUUUUUUUUUUUUCUUUACUAUUUUUGUUUUUUUACUGCUGUUGCUUCCUAAGCAAUAGAAUUAAGUACUUUCUUUUUUUUUUUUUUUUUAUAGUGUUUUUACUUAAACUUGCCAUGGCACAUCUGCAGAUCUCUUACCAAACCAUGUGUUUAGCCGUUUCCGUGAAAACCAUUCGAAUGCUGUGUUGCCAUCAAGAUAUUGUUGCUGUUUUAAAGCAAGUGAUAAUGUUUUUGUAGCCUCCUAUAUAUAUAUAUUUUUGUUGUUUUUUUUUUUUUUUUUUAAGACGGGACUGGUUCCAGGCAAAAUAAAUGGUGAUUUCACUUUUUCUUCCAUAUGUGUUUUCACUUUUGCACUGUUAGAGCGAUAUAUUGACGAUGUUUUUUGUUUUCUGAUGGCAAAAGUGAUAUCAGACUUCUGAACAGACUGCUAAAACAUUGCAUUUAUUUUUGUAUUUUGAAAUGCACCCACCUACUUUGAAUGUUAAUUUCAGAGCCACUAUUUAACUUUUUUUCUCAUCCUUUUUGCCUCCCAUUGUCUGUGUUUAAAAAAAAAACAGAGUUAAAUAUUGCCUUAUACUCACGACAUUUCAAAAAGAAUUUUCCGUGUAGUGCUAAUCUCUGUUGUAUACUCUUGUUGUGUUUAUUUUUUUGUCAUUUUCUUUGCCCUGCAUGCUUAAAUGUUAAACUGUACACCGUUUGUUCGUUUAACAUCAGAAUUGAAUAGUCAGUGACUGGAAUUAGCAAGGAGAUGUAAUGGUUAGAGCUCUUUAAAUUAAACAAUCGUCAGGUAUUAGAGCAAA
Molecule: messenger RNA, 3390 nt
Organism: Rana temporaria (common frog)
Lineage: Eukaryota; Metazoa; Chordata; Amphibia; Anura; Ranidae
Gene: CACNB2
Product: calcium voltage-gated channel auxiliary subunit beta 2
Exons: 13
Coding region: 656-2485 (609 amino acids)
Biological process (GO): calcium ion transmembrane transport; chemical synaptic transmission; regulation of voltage-gated calcium channel activity
Cellular component (GO): voltage-gated calcium channel complex
Molecular function (GO): protein binding; high voltage-gated calcium channel activity
Source: RefSeq, a predicted model, not a curated record